Phytophthora nicotianae INRA-310 is the source of this 748-nucleotide messenger RNA. RefSeq lists its product as hypothetical. The record is from RefSeq and is a predicted model, not a curated record. The transcript has a single exon. Gene Ontology annotation, cellular component: mitochondrial large ribosomal subunit; ribosome. The coding region runs from base 54 to 518 and encodes 154 amino acids. Gene Ontology annotation, molecular function: structural constituent of ribosome. Lineage: Eukaryota; Oomycota; Peronosporomycetes; Peronosporales; Peronosporaceae. Gene Ontology annotation, biological process: translation.
CAAUCACCAACCAAUCGAGCGGCUAUCAUUGCCAACAGCUCCGGUCGUCAAGCAUGUUCCAGCGUCGAGUGAUCGCGAGUGCCAACGCCGUAGAGCGCGUGGCCAGCAACCGCCAGAUCCGCCGCAAGACACGCCACCCGGCCAACCUUCGUGCACUGCAGCGCCAGCCUCAGGAGGAGGUGGUCGUGCCGCCGCUCAAGUACGAACCGACGUAUGUUCCGGAGAAGGUGAGCUUCAAUGGCUGGUCCCCAGCCCCAGAGGCGCCGCUGCCUGGCCUGCCGUUCCACGUGAAGCGUACAGCUGUGGGCCUGCAGCUUCCAGUGUACAGGGACUUUAGAAACGGCCGCACGCGCGUGCUGACUAUCCUGCGCCGCUACAAGGGCGACGAGCAGGAGCUGCGUGACGAGAUGUCCAAGGUGUGUCAAGGCAAGGAGGUGAUCGUGCGUCCGGGCCGCUUGGAGGUCGUGGGCGACCACGCUAGCGACAUCCGCAAGUGGCUUGUGGGUCUGGGCUUUUAAAAGAAGAAGAGUCUGAUAAAAACAUAGACAACAGACUUUGUUUUGGUAAGAAACAGAAUCAAUCGGGUCCUUGUCAAUGGAAAUUCGUGUUUUAUUGCAGACUGUUACAACGAGUGCAUUCCGUACACAUCGGCAACUACGUUGUUAAGAAUAUCAGACACACUGACAUCUGAGCACGCGACGAGGAUCAGAUCCUUCUCAAUAGGCAAGAAGUACGGGAACGUAGCGCG